Amaranthus tricolor (Joseph's coat) is the source of this 1971-nucleotide messenger RNA. RefSeq lists its product as uncharacterized. Bases 1 to 1971 code for a protein of 656 amino acids. NCBI's taxonomy places the organism in Eukaryota, Viridiplantae, Streptophyta, Magnoliopsida, Caryophyllales, Amaranthaceae. The transcript is spliced from 5 exons. The record is from RefSeq and is a predicted model, not a curated record.
AUGUCUAGUAGUGGGGCUAGUGGCUCUGAUUCAUGCAAUGUUAGUGGUGAUGCUACAAAUGAAGAGGGUGAUUUCGGUUCUUAUCCUUUGUGGAAAUAUGUUGUUAAAGGGGACAAAAUGAGUGGGGGUGGGGGUAAUUAUACUUGGCAAUGCAACUUUUGCAAACAAAUAAAGAGUGGUUCAUAUACUAGAGUUAAAGCACAUUUGAUGGGUGUUGCAAAAGGUGGAAUUAGUCAAUGUCCUAAUGUAACAAAUGAGGAUAGAAUGCAAAUGAGAAACUUAGAAAGACAAGUUGAGAAAAGAAAAUCUGACAACCCAAUCACCAAAGCUUUUGAUAUACAAGCUCGAAACAACUUGGAUGCUGAGAUAGCAAGGAUGUUUUUUACUGGAGGAUUUCUUUUCAACCUUUGCCGAAACUCUUACUAUGUUAGUUCAUACAACUAUGCUGCCACAAAUAAUAUUCCUGGUUACAAGCCUCCUAGUUACAAUAAAAUGAGAACCACUUUGUUAGAUAGAGAGAAAGAAAAUGUUGAAAAGCUUUUAGAACCAACAAAGGCUACUUGGAGGGAAAAAGGGGUAAGUAUAGUGAGUGAUGGGUGGAGUGAUCCACAAAGGAGACCUUUAAUUAACCUCAUGGUGGCUUGUGAAGUUGGUCCUCUGUUCUUAAAGGCCAUUGAUUGCUCAGGAGAGGUAAAGGAUAAAGACUUUAUUGCUAGUUUGUUGAAUGAUGCCAUUGAAGAAGUUGGAGAUGACAAAUUUGUUGUACAAAUUCUCACUGAUAAUGCAAGCAAUUGCAAGGCCGCUGGAGAACUUAUAGAGGGUAGAUAUCUACAUAUAUUUUGGACACCAUGCAUUGUUCACACUCUUAACCUUGCUCUUAAAAACUUUUGUAAUGCUAAAAAUGUUUCAAACAAUGAGGAGGUUUAUGAUGAGUGUCAUUGGAUAACCGAAGUUCAUGGAGAUGCUUUACUUGUCAAAAACUACAUAAUGAACCAUUCAAUGAGGUUAGCUAUAUUUAAUAAGUUCUCUCCAUUAAAGCUUCUUUCUGUUGGUGAUACUCGCUUCGCUUCAGUAGUUGUCAUGCUAAAGAGGAUGAAACUUCUUAAAACUACUCUUCAAUCCAUGGUUGUUAGUGAGGCUUGGUCCACAUAUCGUGAUGAUCAUCGUGGACAAGCUACACUUGUGAGGGAAAAGAUUCUAAAUGACGAUUGGUGGGACAACGUUGAUUACAUCCUUGAUUUUACUCGUCCCAUUUAUGACAUGAUAAAAGCAUGUGACACCGACAAAGCAUCACUUCAUCUAGUAUAUGAAAAAUGGGAUUCAAUGAUUUCAAAGGUGAAGGAGAUCAUAUAUAACCAUGAGCCUAAGCAAAGGCAUGAGUAUUCUUCUUUCUUUAGUGUGGUCGAAACAAUACGUCUUAGCCGUUGGAAGAAAAGCAACACUCCACUUCAUUGUUUGGCACAUUCUUUGAAUCCAAGGUAUUAUAGUGACACGUGGCUUAAAGAGUUCCCCGGUAGAGUUGCUCCACAUGUUGACAAUGAAAUUUCCACACAAAGAUUCAAUUGCUUUAGAAGAUUGUUUCAAGACUUGGAAGAUAGAAGAAAGGUUAAUAUGGAGUAUGCUAUUUUCUCGGCAAGAGAUGGUGGUGUAUUUACCGAACCGGAAUUCUUGAAUGAUAUGUACUUGAUGGCUCCAAAGCAUUGGUGGGCAACUUAUGGCUCACAAGUUCCGAUGCUUCAAGCAUUAGCAUUCAAGAGAGGUGAGGCUUAUAACAAGGGAAGAACAAGGUUGUGGGAUGUUGGAGGAGAUGACUUUGGAAAUCUAGAAGAUUCUAUUUGUCUUGGCAUGGCGGAUCUUUCUCUUGACAAGCCCGAGUUGGAAACUACUUUUGUAGCAGAGGAUGAUGAUGGAUUAUUCUUGUCAAAACUAGUAAUAUUCUACAUGAAAACGAUCACUUUCGAGAAUUUGUAA